Naegleria lovaniensis is the source of this 1167-nucleotide messenger RNA. RefSeq lists its product as uncharacterized. Bases 1 to 1167 code for a protein of 388 amino acids. The transcript has 5 exons. NCBI's taxonomy places the organism in Eukaryota, Heterolobosea, Eutetramitea, Acrasida, Naegleriidae. The record is from RefSeq and is a predicted model, not a curated record.
AUGUCCAAUCACUUCUUGUAUGCUUGCUCGUUUGAUAGCAGUGAUCUACCAUUUGACUUGCACCAAACCAGUGGAUUUCAUCAUGCCGUGUUGGAUUUUAAUUAUAAAUUAAUGUUUGGUGGUGAUCGAAGAAUUUAUUUUGUGACUGAAAAUGAUGAAAUUAUCACACUGCGACAACCAACGACCACGUCUAGAGGUACACAAUCGAACAGCACCAAAGUUCAUUUAAUUCCAAUGAAUUCUCCUCUAAAAACGAAAACGCUUUUAUUGGAGGCCGAUCACUUGAAUUUUAAAUCCAAGUAUCCACGUUUUCAUCCUACUGGUUAUUACCGAACAUUAUCUGACCUCUAUGUAGUGGAUAUGCUAAAUUGUGACAAGGUAUUAAGAUUAGAACCAGAUAUGAAAAUGUUCACCUUUGAACACUCGAAAAUCAGUACAAUUAUAUCAGGUCCUUUGGGAGCAGCUUUUCUAGUCCAAACCAAGGAUAAAACAUUACAUAAUCUGAAAGAAGGAUCAACAACUGUUCUGAAUUUUAAUAUUUCUUUUGGAUGCUCAUUUGGAGGGUUUUCAUCGUCAACACCAUAUUCAGAAUCUACAUCUCCCACUUUGAAACGUGUGGAUUUAGAAGAAUUGGCUGACGUUAUUGAUGUACAGGCUGGAUACUAUCAUUGCAUAUUUUUGACAUCCAAAGGAAAGGUGUACGUUUGUGGCUAUGACAAUAUGCAACAGUGUUCAUUAGGCAUGAUUUCUCAUUCAGAAUCCUUUUGUCCAUUUACUGAGCUUAAACUGGAUUAUGGAUUUGCAACACAAAUUGGAGGUUUUUCUCGUGGAAAUUAUAUUAUCAAUGAAAAACGCCAAGUAUAUUUCAUAGCAGAAAUGUUUUCUAGUUUCUCUAAAAAAACUCACUCAUUGGAUUUUGUUCAACAAUUUAAUUUGGAUGAUUUGAAUUUGGAAUGUCUUAAUCACGAUUUGAAAGUUAACGGGAAUCUUAAUCAUAUUGUUGCGACAGGUUGGCAAUGUUGUAUUUCCCACAAUCCCAACCUUCAAACAGAAAAGACCCUUAAAUACAUGUUUAAGAAUUUGAAAGUUCUUUCUCAACAACAAGAUAUUGGAACCAACAUUAGCGACAUUUCGAUUCGUGUGAAUAACCACACGUCCUCAGAGUAG